This is a messenger RNA of Acytostelium subglobosum LB1, 2808 nucleotides long. RefSeq lists its product as hypothetical. The annotation marks the transcript as partial. The record is from RefSeq and is a predicted model, not a curated record. Gene Ontology annotation, cellular component: cytoplasm. Gene Ontology annotation, biological process: protein phosphorylation; intracellular signal transduction; regulation of MAPK cascade. NCBI's taxonomy places the organism in Eukaryota, Evosea, Eumycetozoa, Acytosteliales, Acytosteliaceae. Gene Ontology annotation, molecular function: ATP binding; protein serine/threonine kinase activity. The transcript has 3 exons.
CUUAAUAACGACAAUAACAAUAGUAAUAAUAAUGAUAUGGAUAGUAUGAUACAAUCAUUAAAGGAGGAUAGAGAAAGAUUCGAAAGAGAGAAGGAGAGAUUCGAAGAGGAGCGGAAGAUCAUCUUUGAUUCGUUGGCAAAGUGUGUAGGAUCAGGCAGCUCAAACAUUGGCAAGAAUGUGACAAAGGCACUGAAGAAGGCCGAGAAGUUACAGCGCGAGAAGGAUAAAGGUCGUGAGAAGGAGAGGAAGUUGCAUCAGAGUGGCAGUGGCGUACAACAAUCGAACCAUCAUCAGGUGCCCGAUCACCGAUCGGACGCAGAUGGUCCGGCCGUCGUGGUCGGCACUCCGUUCAACGUCAAGCACAAGGUGCACGUCGACCUGGACUACAAAUGGACGGGCGAGGAGGUGGACAAGGACUUUGUGUUCCAGGAGCUGCUGGGCACGGGCUCCUACGGCACUGUGCAUCGGGCCAUCCAUCGCGACAAUCACAGCGCCAUGAUGGCCGUCAAGGUCAUCCCCCUGCAGGACUCGUCUGAGAUUGCCAAGGAGAUCGCCAUUCUCAAGAAGUGCAAAAACAACAACAUUGUCAGCUACUAUGGCUGCUGCAACUCUGGUGACAACCUCUGGAUCUUGAUGGACUACUGCAGCCUGGGUUCGAUACGCGAUAUGCUGGAGCUCACCGAGAGAACCCUGAGCGAGAAGCAGAUCGCAGUCAUAGUGUGUCAAGCUUUGAAAGGUCUACACUACCUACACUCAAACAACAUCAUUCAUCGAGAUAUCAAGGCUGCCAACAUCCUACUCAACGAGGACUCUGUCGUCAAGCUUGCCGACUUUGGUGUGAGUGCACAACUCGAAGACGAGUUGCUCAAGUCCACAGAAUUCAUUGGAACACCAUUGUGGAUGCCUCCAGAGAUCAUUCAGAAGAAGCCAUAUGACAACAAGUGCGAUAUAUGGAGCUUGGGAAUCACAUUGAUUGAGAUGGCUGAGGGCGAGCCACCUUAUUGUAAUAUGCCUCCAACACGUGCCAUGCUCAUGAUACCAAACAAGAACCCUCCAACACUCUCAAAGCAACAUCACUUUAGCAAGGAGCUGAAUGACUUUAUCGCACUGUGUUGCCAGAAGGACCCAGAGAAGCGUCCACCAGCAAUUGAAUUGCUUGCUCACCCAUUCAUUCAGAGCUCUGCAGGACAGCAAGACGCUUUGAAGCCACUCAUUGAGGAGUGUUUGAAGAAGCGUGCUUCGGUGUUGAAGAAGCGCAAGGCAACAGCGGACAAGAAUGAGAAUUUGUUGAGGAAGUCGCGAGACUCAAAGAGCGAGACAUCGGGAAGUGGUGGAGACAUGGGCACCAUCAUUAUCAAAGAGGACGAUGAGCUGCGGUCGUCAAGUGGCAGUGGCUUUGGUUCUACCAUCAUCGUGCACGACUCCUCAGACGAUGAUGAGUACAAUGCAGGCGGCACCAUGUUGGUCCGUAGCCACGACUCCUCCACCUCCACAAUCAUACCAGACUUCAUCGCGGCACUCACUCGAUCAAUGACCUCGACGAAAGAACAACAACAACCUCAGGCCACAACCACCUCCACAGCCACCAACAAAAUCAAGACAAACGGUGUUGGUAGUGGUGUCAAUCACAAUGAUGUCGAUGAGCUCAAGAGCACCAUUCAUUCUUUGGAGGACACUGUGACCCAGCUCAAGAGGGACAUAUCAGGGAUGCAAGAGACAUUGUUGGAGAGGAUAUCAAGCGAGAUGGCAUUGAUGCGCAAAGAACUGUUGACACAGAUUGGCAACAUCAUGACAGAGAGGUCGAUCAAUGACCUGCCAACUCCACCAACCACAUCAAUGACACCAAAGACAUCGACACCAUCAUCAUCAAGCAAGGUGGCAUCAACAUUUGGUAUCAAUCUAAAGAAGACUCCACAUUCGUCAGGUCUUGGUGUUGGAUCAUCAUCAUCACCAUCAACUGGAUCGUCGUCCUCAAAGCCCAUGAUCACACCAAGGAGCAGUAAUGUUGGAGUUGGAAGCAGUAACAACAACAGGCUAUCACAACAACUCAAUAGACCACAAACACCAUCAAGCAACAGACCACAAACACCAUCAUCAAACAAGAACACAAAUAGACUAUCAACCCAGAUAUCAUCGGCCAACAAGGUCAGACCAACAUCUCCACAACCAACAACUUCCACAACAACAACAUCAACACCAUCAGCACAGAAUGACCCAACAUCAACAUCAUCAACGACGACUACAACCACGACAACAACAUCAGUUGACCCACCAAGAUCAUAUCCAAGGCCUCCAAGUCGGCCUACACCACCUCCACCUAAGCUCCUGUCAACGACAAAGAAUGUACCAUCACCUGUUAAUAGGAGGCCGUUGUCACCUCGUCCACCAUUGCCACAUCCACCCAACAGGAACCUUCCUCCAACACCCACGACAUCACCAAUGACACCAUCCAACCGAGUAGCACCAUCAUCAGGUUCACCAUCAUCACCCUACAUUCCUCCUCAGCCAAAGUCCACCACACAGCCCAACCGAAGAUCAGUCACAGUGACACGAACACCUGGUUCAAUGCAACCGCCAGCCAUCAACCCAACUACUCCAACAUCCUCUUCAUCCUCAUCAUCAUCAUCGUCCACACCAUCAACAAAGACCAACAUUACUCGCAGUCCAUCCAGUCGCUCACUAUCAAGCACAUCAUCAUCACCAGCGAUCGACAAGCAAUCAACAUCAACACCAUCCAGUCUACGACUCAAGACCAAGCAGAUCAAAGAGACUGCCAUGUCCUUGUUCUCAUCCUCCUCAAGCAAGAGC